AUGCAGUCAGAUGGGGACAGUGAACUGAGCCUGGACGCCCAGCUGGCCAGUAAAGAAAGGGAGUGGAAGGAGCUCCAGGCUUUAAGGGUUCAUCAGCUGGAGAGUUCCCUCAAAAAGGCCCAGGAGGAGUGCUCCUCCCUCAGAGAACACUACCAGCAGCUGAAGGAAGAUUUCCAGUUCAACAUGGUCAUCCUGGAGGAGCGAGACCGAGAGCUGGAGAGAUAUGACGUCAUAACGACCAGAGCUCUGACUGUGGAGCACAACAGGCAGGAGCAGCUGAGCCAACUCCGUACGCAGGUCGCCAAGUUGGAGGAGCAGAGGGCCAGAGAGGCUGAGGAGAGGCAGGAGGAGCUGAGGAGGAGUCGGGACAGUGCUGCUCAGCACAGGCUGCAGCUGGACCAGCUUAAGUGCUCUAUGGCUGGUGAAAUACACAAGCAAACGGAGGAGUAUGAGAGGAUGAAAUGGGAUUUGCAGCGCAGAAUACAAGAAGUAGAGGGAGAGAUGACCCGACAGAGACAGGAGAUGACAGCAGCUUUUGAGGGUGAGCUCAGACGGCAGGAACAUGAGUUCAACUUGAAAAUGGAUGAGAUGUGUGCUGUGGUGCUGUCUCAUGAACUCAAGGUGAAGCUGCUGUCUAAAGAGACUGAAGUUCACUGUCAGGCUCAGCUUCAGGCGACAGAGACUCUCAGAGCACGUGAGGAGUUCUGUCAGCAGAUACAGACCCAGCUGCAACUCAAAGACCAGGAGAUCAAAGACCUCACUGAUGUCAAGGACCACAGGAUAAAGGAGCUGGAGGAUGAGGUGAACUGGAUGGAGACCAAGUUGAAGAAGAAGGAUUAUGACAGCAUUAACAAAUACAAGAAUGCCGUCCAGGCUCUGAAGGAGUGUGACACACAACAGGAGGCUCAGCGUCAGGCCCACACAGAGCAGCUGCAGAAGGCUGAGAAACACAUUGUCAAACUGCAGGAGAACGUGGAAGCUCUGACUGCACAGAUACGCCGCAUACAGGACGACCAGCAGGAGGCUGUGGAACAGAAAGAUGAGACAAUCCAGAGGCUUCGCACAGAGGUAGAAACAACCCGGACUUGCUGGAACCAGUACAUGAGUGAUGUGUCCAGUGAGAUGGUCGUCAAAGACACAGAGAUGAUCGCCCUGCAGGAGAGAGAAACCAAACUCAGGACUGAGCUGGAGAGGAGCAGGGAGGAGACGGAGAGGUACAAGCAGCAGCUGAGUGCUGGUUUAAAGAGAGAGCAGGCUUUAGAACAGAUGCGUGUCCAGGUGGAGCUGGAGUGGCAGAGACGCUGUGAGGACAUGAAGGCCGAACACUACCUUGCCAAUGAGCAGCUAAUACAAGACCUGACCCAAGCUAGAGAUCAGGCAACAGCAGAGCUGAAGGAGAAAGAAGAAGAGCUGCAGGACCUGACUGUGUUACUACGAUCUGUUAAAACAGAGAGAGACCAGGCGAUGCAGGGUCUCACACCAAAGGUAGACUCUCUGGCAUCAGAAGAGAUCCGUCGUCUGCAGGAGCAGAACAACAUCCUGCGGGCUGUGGUCACCCAGAUGAGGAAAGACAUGGAGGGUCUCAGCCAUCCCCCACCCCCUCCCCAGGCCCAGCCACAGACCUCCGCUCCUCAGCUAGUUCAGCAUCCAGGAGCCGCUGCAGCCACCUCCAUCACCCCUACAGCUGACACUCAGAUGACCACUGGACCACCUCCCCAAUCCACUGACAUCUCCUCCAAAGUCAGCCCAGCAGGUGGUCAGUUUGCAGAGAAACGUCCUGAAAGCUCUGUUGUGAGGAAGCAGGAGGACAGAGUGACACACACAGAAUCUGCUCUCGCCAACAUCAUGGAACAGAGUGCACUGGUGCAACAGCUCCAACAGGAGAACCUGUAUUUGAAGCAGAGACAGGCCUCAGGUCAGUGUCAGAACGUCCAGGGUGCGAGAAGCCACCCUCCUGUCGUGCACACCAGGCUGAAGCAGGCAGCGUCCUGUAUCGCCCAUCUGAGCAGAGACAAACAGCAGCUGAUAGAGAUGUGCAACCGCCUUCGUGCUCAGAUCAGCACAGCUGGACUACAGGUGGAGCCAGAGAAGGACGCCUCCACAGAGAAACAAGGAGACCAACAUGACCGGCUGUCUGCUCUGGAGCAGCUGCAGUACCAGCUCACCACACAGGAGCUGCAGUACGCUCUGAGGCAGAGGCUCUGCACUGUUUCUGAACAGCUCCUCCCUGAAGCCGACAACCAAGGUCCUGCUACAAGAGGGGCUGCCAACCCCUGGUCCCAGGGUCACAAAACCACAGACAGGCCUGAGAGCGCCAGGAACAAAGAGAACACUCCUCCGCUCAGCCGGUCACAGAGCUCAGUGGAUGCGGGUCUGCAGCCCCGCUCAGGUCUGUCCAGGUCUCUGUUGUCAUCAGAGGAAUCACUGCGAUCGCUGAAGGAGCUGUGGGAGAAACUAGACAAUGCACUCAGUCCAUCUGUUUUCUCAGAAGGUCCAGCUGAGUCUGAUGGUGCUGGAGUCCAGAUAAUGGUGCACGGUAUCAGUGCUCCCAUUCAUAGCCAGUCCCAAACUGAAGUCCAGCAGAGGAUGAACCCCUCUAAAACACCAUCACACACUACCAAGACCAGCAGACCUGGAGCCCCUGGAAAGAUGAGUAAGAUCCGAAACUACAAUGUAAAAGACUGACACACACAUGUAGGACAGUCUGUCAGUGUACUGGUCGUGUCCCACUCAGCCUGUGACAACUGUUCAAACCUUCUGUGGCUCUGGAGGAGCUUUGUUAAGUCUGAUGACAUCAGGGUUAUCUCAGCCACAUAACAGAAAGUCUGCAUUACAAGCUAGAGGCGUGGAGUUAGAAAAAGGGGGUUCUAAUGAAAACACUGUUUUAUUGAAUGUUUUUUAUUGAAGAUGGAUCCAUGCUAUGAACUAGAGUUGCUCUGGUACCAGUACUAGUAUCAGAAAUGCCUCAGAUACUGCCUAAAAUACUGGAAUGGGUAUUGGCCAGUACAUGAGUCUAUGCACCGAUCUGAUUCUACGUAAUUUAUUAAUAAACUUUACAGUUUCACACCCAGAUAAAAUGGCAGUUUUCCAGGAAAUCAAUUCUUCUUCACUGCUGUUUAGCCAAAGGCAACUACCGUUUUAGAGUGGUCAAUAGUGUAACGUUCCACCAAUAAAAGGGCAAUGUGUAAAGUAUGCAAGGCUUUAAUUUGAAGGGGCAGUACUAGUGUUAGGACAACUAGUGUAGGAUGUGUUAUUUAAUCCUAAAUUCAUUUUUUAAUGACUGACAGUUGAAUUAGAUAAUAAAAGAAAGAUUCUAUGGCAUUCAUGUAUCCAAUCAUGUUUUACAAAGCGUUUAACCUGAGCCAUACAACAAUGACAGCAAUCAUAUCACAUCCACACAGGGUCAGUAGCAUACAGCUGUUAAAAAUAUUUUUAACACAAUUGUUUUGGAUCAGUACUCGAUAUUGGCCGAUGCAUAAGUUCAAGUGUCGGAAUUGGGUUGGAAAAAAUGGUAUUGGAACAUCUCUACAAGGAACUGAAAGUCAGGAUGUCUUGAUUUGUAACAUUAUUUCAUAAGUUUUCAUGUAAUUACAGCUUCCUCUAAAUGAUCGUGAAGUGCCUAAAGAGAAAUGCACUCCAAAUUAAGAAAUGCUACAAACAGAAAAACACUAAAUUCUUAAUUAUAUUUUCAGAGUAUCAGAGCUCAUGUGUCUGAGCAGUUAAAGACCACAAUAAAUAGGCUUUAUUGUCUAUAAUUCUAUUUUUAAAUGUAUUUUUCAAGGCCAUUUUGUAUGUUUCAUUGCCCUGUAAUAACAGCUCCAACAUUUAUUAUUCAAAUUGUCUUGUUUCAUUGAUUGAACUCAGUGGCUACACAUGCAAAUCUGACU
Molecule: messenger RNA, 3887 nt
Organism: Seriola dumerili (greater amberjack)
Lineage: Eukaryota; Metazoa; Chordata; Actinopteri; Carangiformes; Carangidae
Gene: ccdc57
Product: coiled-coil domain-containing protein 57-like
Exons: 18
Coding region: 1-2685 (894 amino acids)
Source: RefSeq, a predicted model, not a curated record